AUGACUGUCGAUCAAAUCGUCAGCGACCCUAUCCUCGCCACCGUCCUGCAGAUGUCGGACCAGGCACGUGGCCAGGGGCGCGACCUCCUGCGGCUCGUCGCCCAGCAGUCCGCCGCGGCGUCUCCCGAGAGCCGCGUCGAGAUCUCCCGGCAGCAGAACCGCCUGCUCACGAGCCUCUCGCACCUGCGCGGCCUGCACCGCAAUGCCUGCUUCGCGGCGCGCGACACCAAGACGCGCACCGCCGAGCGCCGCCACGACGUCGACCGCCUCCACCUGCAGCUGCAGAACCUCUACUACGAGCAGCGCCAUCUCCAGGGCGAGAUUGUUGCUUGCGAAUCAUACGAUCACAAGUACCAGCAGCUGCCGCUGAUGCCGGUGGAAGAGUUUCUCGCGCAGAACCCGGACCGUGCCACGGAUGAUGAGAACGAGCUCAUGUAUGCGAGAAUCGAACACGAACGAGCGGAGCGUGAGGGCCUGGAGCAGCGCCGACAAGAGCUGCUCAAGAGGAAGCAGAAGCUGAUUGCCGAGAACACGCGCCGCAAGGAGGACCUGGCCAACCUAGAUCAGAAUUUGGAGAAGUUUAUUGAUGCUGCCAAACCGAUCUUGGAGCUCUUCGAAAAGGCCCCGUGA
This is a messenger RNA of Cordyceps fumosorosea ARSEF 2679, 630 nucleotides long. RefSeq names its product THO complex, subunit 5. The transcript is spliced from 3 exons. Lineage: Eukaryota; Fungi; Ascomycota; Sordariomycetes; Hypocreales; Cordycipitaceae. The record is from RefSeq and is a predicted model, not a curated record. Gene Ontology annotation, biological process: mRNA export from nucleus; positive regulation of DNA-templated transcription, elongation. Gene Ontology annotation, molecular function: mRNA binding. The coding region runs from base 1 to 630 and encodes 209 amino acids. Gene Ontology annotation, cellular component: THO complex part of transcription export complex.